AAGCCAAUAGACGUUCAAUAAAUGAAACACGGUCGAAAAAGUAUGCCAAAAAUUUAUUUAGUGGCGAAUAAGUAAGUGAAAUAAUUGCGAAAUUUACUGUUUGUGAAGUGAAGAAUAUUGCUUUAUAGUUUAUCAAAAGUGUUUUUUUUUCGCUUGACACGAGUGAUUUGAAUUCGAAGCCAUUUCGAGUGACUGUAGUCGAUUUUACGAUAUUUGUUGUUAAAUGUGCAGUUGUUUUCAUGCAAGCCGUGAAAGCAAGCCAACGUCAUUUGCAUCUUGUAGCGUAUAUUUCAGAUUGAAUCAAAGUGAAAAGACAAAAUAGUAUUCGGUGAACAAAAAAGUGUGUAGAAAUCUACAACAUGGACACUAUCAUCAAACUUGAACCAGACUCAGGUAAGUUUUGCGGAAUUCCUCUGUGUGUAAUCGAAUAUUUAAAUUACGCUAUUGUAUAGCGGCAGCACAAUGCAAUUAAGAGGUCGAAUUUCAUUGAUUGUGCAAAGUUCUUUAUCGACACUAUAUUGAUUGACAUUGCAUGCAAAAAUUGGGUAAUGCAUUCAAUUAACUGGAUGGCAAUAUCUCGCUUUGAGAAGUUUGCUUGUGUCUACGUCGUUAUUCGGCAUCCAUACUAUGCAAAAAAAACGUUGCGAUAAAUUUUUCACAAUAUCAAAUAUGUUGUUUUUCUCGUUUAUUUGAGUUGGUGGUUCCAAUUGUGUAUAACGCGUACAUGCAAGAGCACAUUAUUUUCGAUCGACAUCAAUAUUCCAUUUCGCCAACUCACACGAUUCCAUUUCGAUUGUAGAAAGCCGAAGGGAAAUGAUCUUAAGCUAUCACCGACAAUAGCACUGUGCGACAUAAAUAUAUAUAUUUUUUCGGAAUCCCCAAAAGGGAAACCACUUGGUUUGGUGAUAGAGGAGAUGAUUUGUAUAGAAAAUCAAGGAAACUUUCGGAAUCUUUUUUUUUGCUAACAAACAAACGGGUCUCAAGUCUUGAGAAAACUUAUAAUAUAUGUCGCACAGUGUAGGUGCUUUCAAAUAUCUAACUGAAUGCAUUUAUAUAUUUGGUGUUGUUGUUGUUUUUGUCGUCGUUGCCGUCUUAUUCUGUGUGGAGGAAAUGGUUUAAUCAUUUGAUGUGGAAAUGGAAAAAAUUGAGAACUUGUUUUCGUAAAUAUAUCGACAAACCAAUAUUCUUAUUUGAUUUGUUCUAAUUAUUCAAAUCUUCACAAUAAAAACGCUGAUUUGUCUCUGAACAAAUGAAAAUUCCACGUAAAAUGCUCAUAUCCAAAAAAAAACAUUGUUUUGAAAUAUUUCACUUUAGUGUGGCCAAUGGUAAAUUCAUCGAAGAAUUGAUGGUUUAAGUUUUCUAAACUAAAUGAAAAUCAUUCAAACGAAAUGAAAUAAGUGCAUCCACGUAUAUUCAAUAGACCGUCGUGUAUUUAUAUAAAUGCAUUGACAACUCUGAUUAAAUUUGUCAGGUAUGGAGUAUAUUGUAGGAACGCUCACAGGCUGAAGAUCAGACAACCAAAUUAUGACGCAAAAUGACACCGACAACAAACAAGUACAACAGAAUGAGCAUCACUUCAUGUCGUUUCCGAUUGUUUCAAAUCUAUCCCUUGCGAACGGUGACAUCGGUCGCAUUUUGCAAUAUUGCAACUUUUGUUGUCGUCGUUGUCGCCGUGGCCGCGCCGUCGUUGUCGCUUCCAGUCGAUAAAAAAUUGACGUUGUUGUUUGACAUUUUGCUCAAGACACGUACAUGAAAAUGUAAUGCCACUUGUUUCGAUUGCAUCGAACAUAAAUUGUAUGCUGUGUGCAUAACAAAUCAUAUAAAACAGUAUUGCAUUUGUCGACCAGAUAGUUGAUGAUACAAUACACUGCAAUGUGUGGUGAUGGUGUCGGCGGUGGCAUUACGGCUCUCCCAUAUAUAGCUUUGUUUUUGUUGUCUUCGAGUGCAAUCACCUUUGUAUCGAAUACAUUUUUAUUCGAUUGAGUUGGUGUAGAAAUCUCAAAGCAAUCUUUGGAUGCCACUGAAAUGUGUGUGUGUUGUCAAAACAAAUCUAAAUACCAAAUAAAUUUGAUGAAUAAAUGGAUACGAUUUUAACUGGGUAAACCAUCAACGUAUUGGCCGGUGCAUUGCAGUCAAAUGUAUUUUUAGUCGUAGUACUUUUUCAAGCCAAUCAUUUGGUUGCAAUGAUGUGAUCUAAUUUUGGAACGUCAACCAUUUGAUUUCUUGCGUUUUCUUCAACAGAAGAAUGUAUACGUUUGAAUCGCUCAAAACCAAUGACUCUGUUGGAUGGAGGGGCACCGAUUUCGGCUUUUAGCUUAAAGCCGAGCACACUACGAUGCAACCAACGAAUAUGUGUGUGCGUGCGUUUGGAAAAGAAUGGCAGUACAAAAUCUGAACGUCAGAUUGAUGCAUCCACUCAAUCCAUUUUACACAAUUUCUGAAUUACAGGGCUGUUCUGAUUCACUCAACAUAAAGUAUUUCAUCUCGAUCACAAAAACAAGGGAAAAUAACAGUUAAAUUAGGUUUUGUUCUUCCCAUACUCAGCUACUGCCUAAUCUAAUUAUAAUAAAUUUUCGACGAGAUUCCACUUUCUUUUCGAUAAAUGGAAAAAAUGAUUACUGCUUUGAUAUUCGCUUCUGUUCAAGACUUGUUGGUCAUCCUGUGUAACUUUUUAUAGACUCACUCUUGGCACCACUACAUUUAAAAGCGAUACAUACAUGACUAUAGUCGCGUAUACAUAUGUACAGAAUUCAAAUGUUCCCUAUGUUGUUUCAAUGUAGUUGAAUUGGCGGGUUCCACAUUGUGUCUAUGCGUGUUCAUAUGCGCAUGUGUGUAUGUGUGUAUAUAUGUAUAAAACGUAUUUCCUAUGCCUCGCUUGCCGUAUUCAUGAUGAUUUUAUAAGUAUUUGAUGGCAAACAAGAGAGGUGUCUUCUUUUUUUUGCUUGAAUGUCAGAAACAGAAGAGGAUUGACAGCUGUCAGAUAUUGUGCAAGCUUCUAACAAAUUAACUAACAAUUUCUUGUGUUUGAUCAUAUCCAUAAAAUAUUUCAUUCGAUAAAGCGGUGUUGAGUUCAGUGCAAAACGUUUGAAUAAUUGAUAAAUCAGAAAUCAAGGUGUCAAAUACCGUCAUUUCGAAUCGGUGAAUAGUUUCAUUUACUGUUUUUUUUGUGAAAUUAAAUGUAAUUCGGAAUCCAUUUUGGAAGCCUACAUUGCUUUGGUGCAUUCAGUGAAGAGACGGCAUUUGUUCCCCGUACAUAUUCACAACACCGACAGAGACAAAAAACGCACUUUCAUCCAUUGUUGCGGUUGAGCGCGAAUUAUUUUCGUUUAAACAGAUAGUUUUCGUUGUUGAUUUAUCGGCAAAACGUUGUUUCAGUGUGUAGAAAUUGGAAAUGUGAAAAUAAUGAACAUGUUAUAGAGACCGAGUUUUGAUUUUGACGCUGUUGACAUUCUUAUCCAUUAAAAGUCAGUUUUGAUGCUACAAUCCGUCAUUCGUGUUACACCAGUUUCAAACUUCAAAUUCAUUGAUUGACCUAAAGUCUAAAGCGCAUUAUUUGAACAUUCGAACCCCUUUGAACAUAAGUGGUAGAAAUAUUUGUAGACUUUUCGUUUGAAAACCGAACGAAUAAUAAGAAAUAGGUGAGCAUUAUUUCGCAGCAAAGAGAAAUCGGUCAUAUUGUCGGUUUGCUGUAGAUUCUACCGCUCAGUAGCUGAGCUACAUCGUCGCCCAUAUUGAUUUCAUGCGUAUGGUUGUGUUAGUGAAUCCGUUCGUUGUAUUGCGUCUUCGCAUCGUUUGCUAGUGUCGCCUCGUUGCUACCAUUAUAUGAAAACCCACUUUAUUUGGAGUUAGCUUGUUGUGAAGGCGAACGUAUAUUUUUCUUCAAUCUGCCAUUUACAAAAACAACAAAUACAACAACAACAAAUACAACAACUACAACCUAAAAACGACAAGAACUGAUUACUUCACAUUGAAUAUAAAUUGUUAUAAACUUACGGGAAACAAAAAAAAAUACAUAUAUAUCAAAUCGAGAUAGAAAUCCACAUAAAAAAAUGGAUGAGCGUGAUAUGCAAUUGGAAGCAAAUUUUCAAACGCAACUACUUACACAAGAAGCUCGCGAACGAUUUCACUCCUCGAGUGAAGAAUCUCUGGGUUCGGAACAAGAAGCCGAAGCAGAACGUGAAUUACAGCGGCACACAACGAUGGAAAUCGAAUACGCGGACCCAGAUGAUGAAGAAAUCAAUAACUCAUCGUCAUCUCAAGUACAAACAGUACGUAAGCGACGCGGAAAUUUACCAGCACAUUCGGUGAAAAUUCUGAAACGAUGGCUGUACGAGCAUCGUUACAAUGCCUAUCCGAGUGAUGCGGAGAAAAUAGACUUGUCACAUGAAGCCAAUUUAACGGUGCUGCAAGUAUGCAAUUGGUUCAUCAAUGCACGCCGUCGAAUUCUACCCGAAAUGAUUCGACGAGAAGGAAACGAUCCAAUGCAUUUCACAAUAUCGCGACGGGGUAAAAAACUGGCCAAUGCAGCCGCACAACAAAACACAUCCGUCACGAGUGUCAAUAAUUUAUCGAAUCAGCUAGUUGGUAAUCCAGUUGAAGAAGUGAUCGUCGGUGCCACUGAAGAAGUUGAAGAUGAGGAAAUUAUCGAACACGAUGAAUCUGGUAACACAGUAACAUUAAGCGGCCAUUACCUUCAGAUGCCUGACGGUACGCUGGUCAAAGCCGAAGCAGACACCGAAAUCGAUUUCGAAGACAACAUCAUUUACAGAUCGGAAGAUGAAAGCGCCAACGAAUACGAAGCAUGUCCCAGUCCAACUGAAGAAGUCGACUCAAAUAGUGGUUGGCAAGAAGUGAUCAGUAGCGAAGAGGUGACCACAAGUCCAGUAACGACAACAGAAUAUUGGAACGCAGCGCCACAUCCACAGUUAGCUCAUUUGCCACAACUGCCGCACCCACUCAAUACCAAAGUGGUCACAACAGUUCCGGCACAAACUGUAAAGAAACUACCAACGACACAGACAAAAAUCGUUCCAAUCGGUUUGUCGCGUGUUCAAGUGGUGCCGGCGAACGCGACGCCAAAAUUCCAAACGAAAUUAGGCGAAGCGCAGAUCGUAAGGACAACCGGGCAAAAAAACAACAACAACAAAUCGUUGGGCACAGCCACGAUAACGACAACAACAACAUCACCGGGCGGACAUAUUGUUAAAGUGAAACUAUUGAAAUUGAAUUCUGGGAUGGGCAUCAUCACCAAAAAUGAGCCGAAUUCCACACAACAAUAAAAAUUGUUAGAAAAAAUGAUGUGGAUGAUCGCCUAAAAAUACCGUAAACACGCGCAUAUUGUAGCCAAUAAAUGAAUUAUGAAUGAAAAACAAAACAAAAGAAAAAUUGUGAAACGAACAGUUACAAACCAAAAUACCAAACUCAAUUUUAUAAACAGUAAGCUCACACAUACACACAGACGUACACGCAUAAAAACAAUGCAAAAGGCAAACCGUUACAAAAACGUUCGGAUUGUGUAAAUUGAGUAAAUUAGAAAGUGAGAGGGAGAGAGAGGGAGAGAAAGAGAGAGAAAAUAGCGAGGACCACGCAUCUCCGAACACAAAAUUAAACACAAGAAAAACCAAACAGUAAAGAAAUAAACUGUAAACUGCAUUUACACACACAGAAUAGAACCUACAUUAUUUUGCAAAAAAAUAACUUCCCGAACCCAACACAAAAGCUCACACACACACACACACACACAUGUCAAGCAAAUCACACACAAACACAGAGCAGAACAAACAUACCCAUUCGAGAUUGAAUUAAAUGUGCGUGUAUGUUGUAGCCUUUAGAUUCCAUUAGGAUAGAAAAAGACAGAAUGAGAAAACAAAGAAAUUGAAAAAAAUUGAGAGCGAAAAUAAAGAGAAAAAAAAAACAAUCCCAAAAAAUCAUACGCACUGUUGGUGGUGGUACAAACAAACGUGAGAUAACGUGAAGAAGGUACGCUUCGUACGUAGACCAGAAUCAAUAUGACAAUUAACCAGACGAACUGCAACGCAAACACGGUAAUUCCAACUCAUCAGCGACAACAAGAAACGAACCGAAAAUCAUCGUAAAGUCUUUUUUAUCUAAUCUUUGUUUUUUUUAUUGACUUAGAACAUUCAAAUACCUAUCAAGUUGAUGAAAAGAGUCAUCAUUAACACUUGUUUUCCGUUUUUUUUCUUUUUUAACAUUUAAUUGAAACCACAAAACAUUAGAUUCAACAUUCAAUGAAUUUAAGUGCAAAUGCAUACUUCUUUCUUUGUGUUAAUUUAAUAAUAGGAGCAAUUCAAUUCUAAAAGUUUGAAUCAGAACUAAAGUAAACAAAAAGAAAAAACAAAUCACAUACAAUGUAGCUUAAAAAAAUGCGAAAGUGAACAUAAAAACAUCAUUCAAAUUAUUUGUACUUUUAUAAAUAGUUGUAGCGGUUAAAUUAUAUGCAUUACGUUUAAUGAAGAAACAAAAAAUUAAUGAUGAAAAGUAAAAACAAAAAAAACUUGGCUGGUCCGUAAGAUGUGCCCAUCCUAGUUUAUAAAAAGAAAUGAGAGAGAGAACAACCACUUAAACUUUCUGUUUUUAAUAAUAACUGAAUUCACCUCCACACAAAUAAAUGUUAAUAACACACACUCGAUCAAAGUUCGAGAUCAGAACGAUUGAAUAACUUUGCUCGUUUCCAUUUUCGCUCUAAACAUUAAACGUAAAUCAAGCGCGGUACUAAAAACACUACAAUCACAACAACAAUGAAUUCACUGUGUCACUGAAUCAAUUUUCUGGUUAUUUACUUGUCUGAUCGAUCGAGAGUCUGAAUGUGGUCGAUGAUGAUCAGUUUUUUUUUUCGAUGAGAUGGUUAAGGCGGUUUUUGUUUCACUUAUUUCUUCUUUCUAAUUUUUUUUGUUUUCAAAAAAGUAUAUGAUUGUAAUUUUGUUGCUUUCUGAAGAUGGAUCAAAAUGAAAAUCUAUUUUGUGGCUUCUCUUGAAGCUCCCGUAUCAAAUUUAGACGUCAACAAAAUUCUUGAACUUGCUUUGUUACAUAUUGAUAGAAUUCUCAAUUUAAAGAAAAUGAGAAAAAAAAGAACACAAAUGGAAAAAAAAAUUUAGAAAACGACAGCCUUGAAACAUAUUUCAGCUUUAAAAACCAAAUGAAUCAUUUAUUUUUCUGUGUGUCGAUUCCGUGCUCUUUCGCACACUCCAAUCAAAUCAAACUAUUUUGCCAUUUAAACGAUGAGGACAAACGAAAUUGAUGAGCAAGCAAAAAAAAAUCGAAUAAAUCAAAUGCAAAUCAAAUUCUGCAAUUUCCCAUUUCAAGUAUUAUUUAAUUUAUUGCUGCCACUUUUUGAAAUUCUCUUUUAAUCAAACUUUUCAAGCAAAAAAAAAACAAUUCUUCAUCAAACCAUUUUUAGCACAAUCAGCAAUAUUUGUUACGCUAAGUAAUGAACAGCUUAACUCUUAGAGUGAAAACGGAAAUUCAGCACACACACACACACACACACACACAUACAAACAAAUAAACGAAAUUUAACACCAAGCAAACAAAGCAAAAUGAAUUAUGAAAAGAAAUUUGAAAAAAAAAAUCAUUUCAAGAUCCCCACAGUAGUUUAAAUGCGAAUAGCAAGUGAGAGUUUAUUUAAAUAGACUAAGUAAGUCAAAAAACUGAUUAUACCGAAACCAAUAAUUGCAUUAGAGUUUACCACAAAAAAAUUGUAAGUGGAAAUGAAACGAGAAAAAAAAUACAAUAUUGCAAAUUGAACAUAGAAAAGAAACAGUUAGCGAGAGCGAAAAAAAAGAAGAAAAUUUCAGAAAUCGAUGUAAAAUUAUUUGCUUUUUAGCUAUUUUGUGUUGAGAACAAAGAAUGUCAAAUAAAAUAAAAACAAACCGAUUUUUUUGUCGAAAAUUGAA
Messenger RNA from Sitodiplosis mosellana (orange wheat blossom midge), 7913 nucleotides. Its product is annotated as iroquois-class homeodomain protein irx-1-B-like. Lineage: Eukaryota; Metazoa; Arthropoda; Insecta; Diptera; Cecidomyiidae. The record is from RefSeq and is a predicted model, not a curated record. Gene Ontology annotation, molecular function: DNA-binding transcription factor activity, RNA polymerase II-specific; RNA polymerase II cis-regulatory region sequence-specific DNA binding. The transcript is spliced from 8 exons. The coding region runs from base 4050 to 5279 and encodes 409 amino acids. Gene Ontology annotation, biological process: regulation of transcription by RNA polymerase II.